Messenger RNA from Meloidogyne enterolobii, 447 nucleotides. NCBI's taxonomy places the organism in Eukaryota, Metazoa, Nematoda, Chromadorea, Rhabditida, Meloidogynidae. The record is from the annotation of a GenBank genome assembly.
CUAAAAAAAUACUUUUAUUUACUGUAUUUUAUGAAUUUUGUUCGGAACAUUCAAAACUUUUUAAUGGAGAAUUCUUUAAAACUUUUUGAAUCUUUCCUUCUUUGGAGUCGUCGCUCAAAUACGUCGAAAAUUUUGAAGAUGAAUGAUUUGUUGUUAAACAAAAAUAUUUCCGAAUUUCAUUCAAAACAAGAGAAUCGUUUGUUUGCAACUUCAGCUACAAAAAUGGCUGCUAGAAAGCCGAUGAUUAAAUUUUUGGGUCGACGUUCUCCACAACCUAAAUUCGAUCCUUCCAUUUCAACUACUCAACAGCAAAGCAAGCAACCAAACAACAAUAAAUUGGAAUCUACAGCAAGUAUUGAAUUCUAUCAAUUACCUGAACGUUAUAAACCCAAACCUUUGAGUGAACAAGAAAUCCAAAUUAUUAAUAGUGGAGGGUGUCCAAACUAA